UUUAAAUAUAUGUAAUUGUGCCAACUGUCAGGAAGAUACAGCGAUUUGUAAACAUGGCUGAGGGGAACAGCGUGGCCCUACCGCAGUUUCUUAACAAAAUAGAACUGAUAAAACAGGGUGCAGAAGCUCGUGUAUAUCGAGGGUCAUUUUUGGGCAAGCCAACCAUUGUAAAAGAAAGGUUUCCGAAAUUGUAUAGACACCCGUUGUUGGAUGAAAAACUCACACAUCGCAGAACCGUGCAAGAGGUGCGCUCAAUACUACGCUGUCGAAAAGCUGGCAUAUCUGCACCAGUCGUCUACUUUGUAGACUACACCUCCCACUGCAUCUUCCUUGAAGACAUCGUCGGCUCCAUCACCGUACGAGACCACAUCGCCUCCACCCCGCUCUCCUCUGCCCAGAAACCCCCAGAGGAACGCCUGGACCAGCUCGCUAAGAAGAUGGGUCAGAUUCUGGCCAAAAUGCACGAUGAGGACGUUGUCCAUGGAGACUUGACCACUUCCAACAUGCUGUUGAAGGCGGGCACUGAGAGCGGAGAUACGGAGCUGGUCCUCAUUGACUUUGGCCUGAGCUACAUAUCAGCGCUGCCCGAGGACAAGGGAGUGGAUAUGUACGUGCUGGAGAAAGCUUUCCUCAGCACCCACCCCAACACUGAGGCUCUGUUCGAGAAGCUGCUGAAGGCCUACGCAGCCUCAUCCAAGAAGUCCCACGCUGUCAUCAAAAAGCUUGACGAAGUUCGGUUGAGAGGGCGAAAGAGGUCGAUGGUCGGUUGAGGGGGAGAAAGAGGCAGAUGGUCGGUUGAGGGGGAGAAAGAGGCAGAUGGUCGGUUGAGGGGGAGAAAGAGGCAGAUGGUCGGUUGAGGGGGAGAAAGAGGCAGAUGGUCGGUUGAGGGGGAGAAAGAGGCAGAUGGUCGGUUGAGGGGGAGAAAGAGGCAGAUAGUCGGUUGAGAGGGAGAAAGGCCGAUGGUCGGUUGAGAGGGAGAAAGGUUGAGAGGGAGAAAGAGGCCGUGGGUCGGUUGAGAGGGAGAAAGAGGCCGUGGGUCGGUUGAGAGGGAGAAAGAGGCCGUGGGUCGGUUGAGAGGGAGAAAGAGGCCGUGGGUCGGUUGAGAGGGAGAAAGAGGCCGUGGGUCGGUUGAGAGGGAGAAAGAGGCCGUGGGUCGGUUGAGAAUAGAAAGGUCGACGGUAGGUUAAAGGGAACCUACAAGAUAAUCUGUGCAUAUGCAUUUAUAAUGACAUGCCCUGUUUGGCACUGAUUUGUUAAGUUCUAUUUGAUAUUUGUAUGGAAGCAUAGAGACUGUCAGUGCCACAAUUUUAUGUUACUAGAAAUAUUUGUUUUUGAAAUAAAAGACUGCUCGCUUUUA
Molecule: messenger RNA, 1357 nt
Organism: Oncorhynchus keta (chum salmon)
Lineage: Eukaryota; Metazoa; Chordata; Actinopteri; Salmoniformes; Salmonidae
Gene: tp53rk
Product: TP53 regulating kinase
Exons: 2
Coding region: 54-770 (238 amino acids)
Biological process (GO): protein phosphorylation
Cellular component (GO): nucleus; cytosol; EKC/KEOPS complex
Molecular function (GO): protein serine/threonine kinase activity; ATP binding
Source: RefSeq, a predicted model, not a curated record